This is a messenger RNA of Hordeum vulgare subsp. vulgare (domesticated barley), 1095 nucleotides long. RefSeq names its product NAD(P)H dehydrogenase (quinone) FQR1-like. Bases 222 to 836 code for a protein of 204 amino acids. The record is from RefSeq and is a predicted model, not a curated record. The transcript has 3 exons. Lineage: Eukaryota; Viridiplantae; Streptophyta; Magnoliopsida; Poales; Poaceae. Gene Ontology annotation, molecular function: FMN binding; NAD(P)H dehydrogenase (quinone) activity.
UUGUAGUACUCACUCGUUGGUUGGGACUUGGGACCUCACCUCCGAGGUCAACCGGCACGGCAACCCCGCCGGCCUAUAAAUGCUCCCGGCCUUCCUUCCCAUCUCCCAUCACUGCCCACUGCCUCCGUUCCCUUCCCUUCCCCCUCGAACCCAUUAAACAACCGGAGCCGUCCUCCUCCUCCUACCAGAUCUCAGAUCCGCGGAGCUCCCACGCGCCUCCCAUGGCGGUCAAGGUCUACGUCGUGUACUACUCCAUGUAUGGUCAUGUUGCUAAGCUAGCUGAUGAGAUCAAGAAAGGUGCUUCCUCUGUUGAAGGCGUGGAGGUUAAAGUGUGGCAGGUCCCUGAGAUCCUGAACGAGGAAGUCCUUGGCAAGAUGGGUGCCCCACCCAAGACCGACGUGCCGGUGAUCUCCCCUCAGGAGCUGGCGGAGGCCGACGGCGUCCUGUUCGGGUUCCCGACGAGGUUCGGCAUGAUGGCGGCGCAGAUGAAGGCGUUCUUCGACGCGACGGGCGGGCUGUGGAGGGAGCAGAGCCUGGCCGGCAAGCCGGCGGGCGUGUUCUUCAGCACGGGCACCCAGGGCGGCGGGCAGGAGACGACGCCGCUGACAGCAGUGACCCAGCUGACCCACCACGGCAUGGUGUUCGUGCCGGUGGGGUACACGUUCGGCGCCAAGAUGUUCGACAUGGACAAGGUGCAGGGCGGCAGCCCGUACGGGGCCGGCACGUUCGCCGGGGACGGGUCGAGGUGGCCGUCGGAGAUGGAGCUGGAGCACGCCUUCCACCAGGGUAAGUACUUCGCCGGCAUCGCCAAGAAGCUCAAAGGCUCCUCUGCCUGAGUGCAUGAUCCUCGCCUGAUCACCGGUGGUGGUGCUGCUGCUGUUAUCUGUAUCUGUGGUCCUGUGGAGCCUUAGUUUGAUGUGUGAUGUGAACACUGUUAUGUUGAUUAUCUUGGCUUUGAUUGAACCGGUUGUAAAGCUUGUAAGUGGAUUUUGCGUUUCAUAGUGUUAUAUUUUGUCACCGCCAUUGAUAUACACGUAGUAUGUAAUCACGGUGGACCACUUAUAAAAAAGUAUAAUCACGGUGGACCGUGGCACA